This is a messenger RNA of Scatophagus argus, 541 nucleotides long. RefSeq lists its product as uncharacterized. The transcript has 2 exons. Gene Ontology annotation, molecular function: structural constituent of chromatin; protein heterodimerization activity; DNA binding. NCBI's taxonomy places the organism in Eukaryota, Metazoa, Chordata, Actinopteri, Scatophagidae. The coding region runs from base 93 to 443 and encodes 116 amino acids. The record is from RefSeq and is a predicted model, not a curated record. Gene Ontology annotation, cellular component: nucleosome.
CCUGAGAGCCAGGAGACUGGGAUGAUUAUUCCUAAACUACUUGCUACAGCGUCUGACAAACUUAAUCUUGUCAAUUUUCAAACAGUUUCAAAAUGAGUAAUGAUAUAUCCAAGAAGAAGGGGAAGAAUUCAAGUGAGAAAAAGGCGAAAAGAAAGGCUAAAAGAAGAGAGACGUACGCGAUGUACAUCUAUAAAGUUUUGAAACAGGUUCAUCCGGACACUGGGAUUUCAAGCAGGGCCAUGAGCAUCAUGAACUCCUUCGUGAACGACCUGUUUGAGAGGAUUGCCACAGAAGCGUCCCGGCUGGCUCAGUAUAAUAAACGCUCCACCAUCACCAGCAGGGAGGUGCAAACUGCAGUGAGACUGCUGCUGCCCGGGGAGCUGGCCAAACACGCCGUGUCUGAAGGCACCAAAGCGGUCACAAAGUAUACCAGCUCCAAAUGAAGACUUCAACGCACUUCCGAGUUGUAAUGACAAGGCUUUCAACUCUGUGCACGAGUAGCUUUGUAACAUGGUUGAUUUGUAUAAAUGCAUAAAAAGAC